This is a messenger RNA of Pararge aegeria (speckled wood butterfly), 656 nucleotides long. Its product is annotated as chorion class B protein PC10-like. Bases 84 to 602 code for a protein of 172 amino acids. NCBI's taxonomy places the organism in Eukaryota, Metazoa, Arthropoda, Insecta, Lepidoptera, Nymphalidae. Gene Ontology annotation, molecular function: structural constituent of egg chorion. The transcript is spliced from 2 exons. Gene Ontology annotation, cellular component: egg chorion. The record is from RefSeq and is a predicted model, not a curated record. Gene Ontology annotation, biological process: chorion-containing eggshell formation; multicellular organism development.
CUUCAGUUCACUUGGUAUAAAACACUGUAAUUCUUUCUUUUUAAUUAUUCUCAAGUUAAAUCCCGAGAAAGAAACAUUUCAAAAUGGUCUUCAAAGCUGUACUUUUCGUCUGCGCUCAAGCCCUUUUGAUGGAGUGCAUCUCCGGACAGUGCAUCGGCGCCGGCUGGGGCGCUGCGCCUUACGCCGGCACUUGGGCAGGCGCUCCCUUCGGCGCGGCCGGUCUCUGCGGCGCUGAAAUGCUCGCUACUCCCGCUUUCUCCGGCGGCGCUCUCCCAGUGGCCAGCGCCUCCGCUAUCCCACCCAACGGAGUUUCCGUGCUGUCUGAGAACGCUUAUUGCGGAGAGCUCGCCGUCCGCGGCGCUCUGCCGUUCUUGGGAACUGUGGGUCUGGAGGGCGCCCUGCCCACUGCUGGUGCCGGUGCGGUCGCGUAUGGUUGCGGCAACGGAGAGGUCGCUAUGUUGAGCGAGGACAUUGGUGCUGCUGGUAUCGCCGGUGCCGCUAUCGGCCCCUUCGGUAAUGGUUACGGUUACGGCUACAACGGUCUGGCUGGAGCCGCCAUUGGCACCUCGGGCUGCGCCUGUGGACGUGCUGGUUUCUACUGAGAAGUCUUCAUAAAAAUGUUUCACAAACUGAACAAUAAACUGCAUAGAAGCAAU